Messenger RNA from Daphnia magna, 781 nucleotides. RefSeq lists its product as uncharacterized. The record is from RefSeq and is a predicted model, not a curated record. Lineage: Eukaryota; Metazoa; Arthropoda; Branchiopoda; Diplostraca; Daphniidae. Bases 158 to 625 code for a protein of 155 amino acids. The transcript has 3 exons.
GGCGAUGCAGUUUUACCUGUAGGUUUCAUUUUAGAGGAAUGGCACAUUCCAGUAAAUAUAUAAAGAAAAUCUUUGAGGUAAAUUUCAUCCAGUUCUUCGGCUGAUCUCAUCGUCUUCAGUGUCUCACUGAUCAAAAAGAAAAACGCAUUUUAAAAAAAUGUUGACUCAUUCCGCCGCAAUCUUCUUGGCUCUUUUGAUUGGUUCCUUGACAACUACUGUCACCUGUCACUGGAAAAAUAGCAAAUUGGCUGGUAGUCAUGGUCACCUGAUGGGCACCAAAGGAGAGAGAUGUCCACCAGGAAUGAGACUGGUUGUAGGCACACACUCUCCAGGCCUGUUGGCAGGAAACUUUGCAGCAAUGUGCGAACCCUGGAACAACGGAAUCGUUUUUCCACACGGACCGUCAAACACUUUUAUUCAGCCAAACGCAGCCUUUGUUCAUCCUGCUGGCAUCUUCAAUCAACCAUUACAUGCUGCCUCGACUGGUGUCGUCGGCCAUCAUUGGGCUGGACUCCAAAAAGGCUUUGUUUCCAAAGGAUUGUCGCUGAAGAGCGCACUACACGCUGGUAUGGGUUCAAAGUUUAGCAAACACGCCAUCAAGCACAGCCUAAAAUCAAAGUUUUAGAUCGUCAUGAAAAUGCGGGUUUUGUGAAAUAACUGUUUGCUCAAGAUAAAUAUGUUGAGCAUGUAAAGGAACGAGAAACGUAACGCAGAAAAAUGGAACAAUAGUGGGAAUGUCAUUUAUGAAUUUAUGGUGUUGAAAUACAAACUGUGUUCCAAA